Molecule: messenger RNA, 3489 nt
Organism: Danaus plexippus (monarch butterfly)
Lineage: Eukaryota; Metazoa; Arthropoda; Insecta; Lepidoptera; Nymphalidae
Gene: d4
Product: zinc finger protein ubi-d4
Exons: 12
Coding region: 50-1441 (463 amino acids)
Biological process (GO): nervous system development
Cellular component (GO): nBAF complex
Source: RefSeq, a predicted model, not a curated record
CGUAUAUUGAAUUGUCAGAUAUGUCAUCGAUCGGCGUCUUUACAAUAAAAUGGCGGCCGCAGAGAUUCAAGUUGUAAAUUCAUCUAAUUUAGCGAAAAUUGAAAGUUUUCUCAAUGACCCCAGCUACAAGGAAAUUAUUGAAAACUCAUCUACAUUCAAUUCGCGACUAUGCGCCGAACGGAGAAUGCGGAUGCCGUUCAUAGACACACAGACAGGUGUUGCCCAGAGCCAUUCAAAUUUAUUUAUGACAAGGAAACAAAGAAUGCCAGGUGCCAGAGAGGGCCAGCUAUACACAUAUCCAUCACAGAGAUGGAGAAAAGCCCGUCGUCAAUACCUUACUAUGUCAUCAACGAGGUGGGGCUGGAGUGCAGCAGAUGCAGCUGAUAAUAUCGGGGAAGGUGAAAACAGUUCAGGUAUACCCGAUGGUUUGGUCGGCGAGGACAGUAGAGAUGGGUCACAGAGUGCGGCUAAAGAUGACCCCAAGGAAUGGUUCUAUGACGAGUUAGCGAUGGAAGAAAUGGAGACUGGAGAGGAGCCAGACCCUGAAUCAGAUGAGGAUUACUAUGACGACACAUACGCCAAUCGCCGCAAGAGACGAGGAGCCGCGCCAUCUGGCCCGGGCUCCCGUGGCGGGCGGGUCAGGAAGUCCCAGCCUGAUGACACACCAGUCAAACGGGGGCGAGCGGGUCGCGGUCGCAAACGUGCUGGAGUACCCGCCCUCUUGCCGUACGAAGUCCCCGGUGAUAGCGAGAAGCCCUACGGAUGUGAACUGUGCGGGGCGAAGUACAAGACGCGGCCGGGCCUGACGUACCACUUCACGCACACGCACAAGGACGCGGCGGGCAGCGACAACGACUCCAGGGACAGUAGGCCCGCCACCUCGCCCGCCGCCGCCGCCGACUAUCAAGACACCUCCAUGGCGGCCCCCCGUCGGCCGAGUCCGCCGCCGCGGCCCGCGUCGGCCGACACGUCGUCCUCGGACUCCGCCCUCGCCCCGCUGGUGCCCCCCGCGUCCUCGCCGGCCCCGACCCCGGCCUCCGCCCCCGCACCCGCCACCAGCAGUGCCGACCUCAAGGAUCUCAAGGAACCCGACACUAAGGUGUCGCCAUCCCCGUACUGCGACUUCUGUCUGGGCGACGACCGCGAGAACAAGAAGACGGGCACUCCCGAGAGGCUGGUCAGCUGCUCCGACUGCGGCCGCUCAGGUCACCCUACGUGUCUGCAGUUCACCGUCAACAUGAUCGUGUCGGUGCGCAAGUAUCGCUGGCAGUGCAUCGAGUGCAAGUGCUGCUCCGUGUGCGGGACCAGCGACAAUGAUGACCAGCUGUUGUUCUGUGACGACUGCGACCGCGGCUACCACAUGUACUGCCUGGCGCCGCCGCUGGACGCGCCGCCCGAGGGUUCCUGGUCCUGCGCCCUCUGCAUCAAGGAGUUCCACUGAACCGGGGAGGUGCCGGUGCCGCUGCUCCAGAAGCUGCGGGUUGAUACGUACAAGAUUACAGGUUAAUGUUGACUAGAGACGAUGUUGCCAUAGACAUAGUUUAGGCCGUUGUGGAGUUAAGGUUAGAAGAGAUGUAAAUAUAACGUACGCAUAGGAACUAUUGUAAUAAAAAAUAAACCUACACAUACGAGAUCGCACCACCUAGAUAUACUUAGAUAUAAAAUACAAUCAAUUAUACACACGAGAGAUGAUAGUUUAAGGUGAUCUAUAAACUAACUGGGACUGAAUUAUUUCAUUAUGAGAUUCUGCUUAAUGUCGUCCACGUGUACUUAGCAGUGACUGAGACGCGACGCCGGCGGGCCGCGUGACCUUGAAUACACAAUUAUAAGUUAGAUAUGAACUGUACAUAAAACUCAGCGAGGGAUGGUCGUCGGUUCGGAGCUAGUGUUGGCUGUACAUACAUAGGAUAGAAGACGGAGGAAAGUGUAUGAUCCCAGAAGUAUUUUAAAAGUACGCAAAAAAAUUUAAUACUGCUUGUGUGUUGUUAAACAUUAAUUCACUGAUGCUGCGAGCGACACAAAACGGAAGAGUGACGUGUGUGACGGGAACCCAUUAAAAAAAUAAUAGUGCGUGGAGUCCCUCCGCGGAAGAAGCGAAGCAGCAAGGAGUAGAAAUUGAUAGUUUUAAUAAGACGAACUUUAUUAACAUCACGUACAAGUCACGAUUGAUCGCCCGCAUUCCCUCUCGCUCCGUCUCUUUUUAUCCCCCCACCCCUCCCCGGGCGUUAAGCGUUGAACCUUGCUGGAAGUCACUUAAGAAGUUCCACUUCAAAAAUCAAACGCGUAGAAUAUUAUCUGUGAGUCGCGUGAGGUGAUGAUGUUGCGCGGCGCAUCAAAACAAUAAUAUACUGUGACAGGCUCGAUCGCUGGUAAACUAUGAUUUAAUGUUAGUAUGUGAUCGACGUGUGACUACGACUCUCUGCCUGUCGCCCCCGACAUGUCUCUGUGUAAUGCUGUCUACCUCUUACCGGUGCUUGCUUAUGUUCUCUAACUCCACCCUCUAGUGCUAAGAUCGCUACAAGUAUAACCAAAUAAUAACACAAAUAAGAAAAAAUCUCCUUUAAAAUCAAUAAAAAUUAUUUCACAUAAUUUGACGUUUUUUUUAGUCAAAAAUAUUACUAUUUAUUAUAUGUUUUAUUUUAUUUUUUCCACUCACGAGAUGUUUUUUAUUUGAGUUAUUAUUUCAUACAUAUUUACGAUACGUAUUGUAUAAUAAAAAAAAAAAACGGGUUCCGUACCAAGGUUUUGUGAUGUGUUUUUUAUUCGCCAUAUUGAUAUUAAAGUACAACAAUGCCUCCUAAUGUUACGCGUCUAAUUUAAAGUUAUUUUUCGUCGCCAGAGUACAUAUUUGUGUUUGAGUCGUGUGAUGUGAGCUGCCUUGUAAGUUAUCAUUCCACUGCAGACCCGUCGGCCGCCGGACGCUCGGCCGCCCGACGUCUCGUAUAUCUGUCUCGUUCCUUCUCGUGCUGCGCGUGUAGACUCUGUGUGCUGUCUUAAUGUAAUGUUAAAUUAUGUUUCGCUGUAUUGUAUAGUAUAGUAUAGUGUAAGUGAGUGCGAGGUCUGCGAGGGGAACUCCCGACUGGAGCUAGUUGUAAAAAGGAAGGAGGAAGUAAACUGUGAUCAGACACUAGUAGGUUGUGAUGGUUUGUGGGUUUUAUAUGAUUUUUUUUAUCGCUUUUUUUAUAUGUAAGUGUAUUUAAAAAACCGAAUUUCGCUUUAAUUUUCGAACAAUUCCUGCCAGUCUCGAUGUUACACGGCCGACGCCGGGGAUACAAUAUGCACACGUUGUUUGUAGUGAGGUCAGACGUAUAUCUGGCGCUCUGUUCGGUGCGUCGUGUCGUGCGCCGCGUCCCUGUGAGCGGGCGCCUGCUCGGAUAUCGUUUUCAGUACAUCGGAGUCGUUAGUUGUUAAUGUAAAUGAAUAAUCCCAUCCUUAUUGUGUCAUAAGUGUGGUGACUUAAAGAAUAAAAAAAUAAAAUUAUUCGAUUGA